Molecule: messenger RNA, 534 nt
Organism: Epithele typhae
Lineage: Eukaryota; Fungi; Basidiomycota; Agaricomycetes; Polyporales; Epitheliaceae
Exons: 3
Coding region: 1-534 (177 amino acids)
Source: RefSeq, a predicted model, not a curated record
AUGCCGGGCACAGAGGGCAACGUGCCGAUGACGGUGACGAGGCCACACGUCACGACUCCGAGUACUGCGAAGGCCAGCCACGAUCGUCGGAAGCAGCCGGCAAACUUCGCGUGUCCUGUACCUGGAUGCGGAAGCACAUUCACGAGGCAUUUCAACCUGAAGGGUCACCUGCGCUCACACGCGGAGGAGAAGCCUUAUCAGUGCAAGUGGCCGGGAUGUGGAAAGGGCUUCGCGCGCCAGCACGACUGCAAGCGGCACGAGCAGCUGCAUCUCAACAUUCGCCCGUACCCCUGCGAAGGCUGCAAGAAAAACUUUGCCCGGAUGGAUGCGCUGAACCGUCACCUGCGCUCAGAAGGUGGCGCAGAAUGUCGCAAGAUCCAGGAGGAGCUCAGUCCCGGUUCGACCGCGCACCUCGACGCCCCGCCGACCGCGGCAUCAUCUUCGGACAGUGGUCCUGAGAGCUCGGCACCGCCGUCCGGGGCAGACGUCAAGCCCGACCCAGAUGGCUGGGGCAACGGCGGGAUGAUGAUGUAG